Lolium perenne is the source of this 1489-nucleotide messenger RNA. The record is from RefSeq and is a predicted model, not a curated record. Lineage: Eukaryota; Viridiplantae; Streptophyta; Magnoliopsida; Poales; Poaceae.
AUGGCGAGCGCGGCGACGGGACCGGAUGUCGUUCCACCCGUGGUGGAGGAGGAGUCGACUGACGUCGGGUCGACCGAGGGGCAGAAGGCGCCCGAGGUCAAAGAGAACAUCGUCGAGGAGGGCGGCCUGUCGGAGCCGCUGAAGGAGCGCCGGUCCAAGGCCGCUAGGGACCGAGCCCCGCCCAGUGAUGCUGACACGCGGGCGGGCGAGGUGCCAUCGACUGAGGCGGUGAUGCAAGCGGAAGAGGCGACCGAGUCACGCCAUCCGCCGCCUUCUACCUUGACUUUCACCGAGCUCCACACGGCGCUUGGUGAAGCACACGUGGCGGAGGUUAAGCGAUUGACCGCGCUCGUGGAGGAGGCGGCGCAGAAGAACCGGAAGCUGAUUGCUCUGGGCACAGAGGCGCAGGCAAAGGCUCUUGCCGAGGCUCGGGAAGGAUUCGUCAAGGAAUCUUUCUACCGUGAAGCCGAAUUCCGGGCGCAGCAGGCCGAAGAGGCCCGGAAAAGGGCAAAAGCGGAGGUGGCGGAAUUGACGAAAGUCCUGGAGCAGAAGGGCCGGGAACUGGAAGACGUCAUCGCCGAGUACAAGGUAAAGCUGGAGGCCGCGACUGAUGCGCGGGACUCCGCGCGUGGGGCUGCCACGUCUCUUCGGGAGGAGGUUGCGGCCUUGAAGCAGCAGCACGCCAAGGAGCUAGCUGCGGAAAAGGAGGCGUCCGAAGGCAUCGUCCUGGCGGUGCAGGCCGAGAAGACCAACUUCGAGGCCUUCGUCAGAGAGAUGUCGCGGCAGAUUCUUGGUACGUGCGACUUCGUGGAGACGGCGACUCCACGGGAAUGCUUGUCGACCGCGACCGCGCGUAUCAUCGCCUGUGCGGGGGAGAUACUGGCCGCGCUCCAGUACCUGAGUCCGCGGGAGGUGAUUCCGCGGGACACGCCAUCCGUCUUCAGGGCCGUGUCCAAUAUUCCGGCCGUGGUUGACUGGCUUCGCCGCUCCUCCUGCCGUGUUGGCAUUACCAUGGCUCUGAGCAUGGUGCUGGUGCACUACUCCGAGGGAUUCGACGUGGAGGUGGUCACCGCUGGCUUCCCCUCGGAGACUGGCGAGUUCGAUGUUGCCGAAGUGCUACGACUGAUGGAUGCGGUGCGCCCCUUUGCCGACCGAGUACUGGCGACUGCGGACUUGGAGACUCACAUCCCCAGCCAAGCGGCGCCUGGGGACGCGGAGAAGGAGCCAGGCCCGGUGGACUACCCCGCGGAGCGCCUCUUCCAUGCCGCGGCCGCCGGCUCGUUGUCUACGUAUCCGGUCGUGCUGUACACGCCGAAGUUUCGUCAUGGCGAUGAUGGCGUCGAGCCUGUCGUAGAGGGGGCUCCUGGGCCGUCCUCGUAGUUUUCUGAGUUCCUGCGUAAGAAGUAGCUUGGAUUCCCGCGAGCGGGUGUCAGUUGUAAAUAAAGUGAUAACUUUUGCUUAAAUAUAAUUCUGUGGUUGCUUUUGAAUU